GUUUUCGCUUAGCUUUCGAGGAGUAAAGUCAAGAAACAGGAGAAACGAUGAAGAAUUUUUUGACUUUUGCAGUAUUGUUGAGCGUUUGUUAUUUUGUGAAUGCAAACCCUCAAUUUUUUGGACAAUCAUUUUCAUCUUCAAGUGUUGUUAACCCAAAUGGUAAAGUUAUUUCGAAAAGUAUUUACACUGACAGUACUGGAAGACGCAUUGUGAAUGGUGGAAGUGGUGGUCCAAACAGUUUCUUCCCUUCCCUCUCAUUCCCAUCACCAAUAAACGAGCUUGUACCACCAAAUCUUCCUGGACAAUCUGCAAAGAAUCAAUAUCGUCAGCAACCCCAAAAUCCCGUCUAUCAACCCACCCCAGCUCCAUCUCGAGUUACCCGCCCUACAUCACGACCACCCACAACACGACCACCUACUGCUCGUCCAACUACUGCUCGUCCAACAUUUUCAAGUGGAAAAAUUCCUAGUGGAAGUAAAUCUGACGGAUAUUACGUUCACGACAACUCAGGUGCUUACAAACACGACGAUCGUGGAAGAUAUAUUUGGAAAAUUUAAAACUAAAUAUUAAUUUUCCGAACCAGAAGAUACUCUGAGAAUUGCUGAUUCUCAACACCACUUGAGUAUCCUGUUGAUGCUUCCAGAGAAAAGCCGCUGUUCAAGAGUCGGGUAAUGACUUGGAUGGAAUUUAACUUGCAAUAGCCAUUAAGUGGAAAUCUGAUGACUUGUCGUCCCUCAAAUUGAUUCCACGCAACACCAGAUCGCGCGUCGAGAAUUGCUUGAUUUGUUUCUGGGAAGAUUUCAUCAAGAACGCUUCGUUCCGAUGACAUCAAAAUUCGUUCACCCAAGUCAGGUGAAAUCUGUAAAGCGACCACUUCAAAGUUAUCGCUAUUUGUCUUUUUGAUGGCUAACUGCUUUGUUCUAUUUGGCGAUGGUGAACGUGAUGUAGAUGUUUUGAUUCCAUUUCGCAUUCGAUCUCGUUUCAUUUGUU
Molecule: messenger RNA, 990 nt
Organism: Clunio marinus
Lineage: Eukaryota; Metazoa; Arthropoda; Insecta; Diptera; Chironomidae
Source: the annotation of a GenBank genome assembly